Messenger RNA from Penaeus chinensis, 2731 nucleotides. RefSeq names its product zinc finger protein ZFP2-like. The transcript has a single exon. Gene Ontology annotation, cellular component: nucleus. The coding region runs from base 224 to 2215 and encodes 663 amino acids. NCBI's taxonomy places the organism in Eukaryota, Metazoa, Arthropoda, Malacostraca, Decapoda, Penaeidae. Gene Ontology annotation, biological process: regulation of transcription by RNA polymerase II. The record is from RefSeq and is a predicted model, not a curated record. Gene Ontology annotation, molecular function: DNA-binding transcription activator activity, RNA polymerase II-specific; RNA polymerase II cis-regulatory region sequence-specific DNA binding.
ACAACAACAGCAACAACAACAGCAACAACAACAGCAGCAACAACAACAGCAACAGCAACAACAGCAGCAGCAACAGCAGCAGACACAGCACACACAGCACACACAGCACCAGCAGACCCACCACCAGCUCCUGCAAUACCAGACUGUGCAGCUACACCAUCAGCAUCCACACCUUCAAGUGGCACAGCUCCCUCAGGACCAGACAGGUCAUCAGUUGCAAGGGAUGCAGCUCCAACAUCAGCAGCAGCAACAUCAUCACAUUCCAGUUGUAGCUCUUCACCAGAUGCCUCAGCAGCACCACCACCAAAUGCACCAGCAUUUGCAACAUCAACAACACCUCCUUGCUGAACAGCACAUUCACCAGCAACAACAUCAUCAACAGCAACAGCACCAUCAACAGCAGCAGCAACAGCAGCAACAGUCACAGCCGAAUCACAUCCCAAUUCAUCACCAGCAACAGCAGAAGAAUCACGUGAAUCCAAUCAUAAAUCCAACAGUGGCUCAGCUGGAGCAACCUCAGCAGCAGCAACCUCAGCAGCAGCAACCUCAGCAGCAGCAUCAACCUCCAUCACAACAACCCCAACCACAAUCGCAACAACCCCUCAGCAAGCCCGCCACCAACGACAACACUUUGGUCUUCGUCGACUGUGAUAUAGACAUCGAGGAUUGUGACUGCAACCUCAUAAGCGAUCCUCCUGCCUCAAUCAAAGACACGUCUCAUGACGAGGAACUGGAAGAGUGCCCGGAGAUGGUGGAAGAAGAAGAGCCUAAAAUCUCAAGCUCGGAAGUCAGCCAGAUCACCUCCCCAGAGUCAGUGGACAUAGGCUCCGUUGGUAGUGGCGGCCAUCAGAAGGACGACAUAGGAAUCCACAGUCAAGACGUUAUUGACGAAUCUCCGGACAGCCACAACCAAGAGCACACAAGUGGUCAAGGAUAUAUUGCUGAAACACCAGAAAGCAACGAAGCUGAGAACUCACCAAUUGUGUCCUCAACUGUUGUUCAAGAUGAGCCAAGAAAAGUAGAGGAAGCAACUGAAUAUCACAAACCUACUCUGUUGGCUAAGAACGUCAAAAGCAAAAAACAUGCAAAGUUGCAGAUUUGUCGUCAGUGUGACCAGGUGUUUUCAAAUCGGCAGGCACUAGUCAGACACAUUGAACGAAGGCAUAAAGCUUAUGCAUUUCAUUUUAGCUGUGAUACCUGUCGUAAAAAAUUCAGCUCUGAGAGGGCACUUACCAGACACGUUCAGCUUCACAAGACAUACCCAUGUAAGUUAUGUGAUAAUAUAUUCUUCAGGAAAGCUAAACUCAAGAAACACCUGGAAGAUCAUACACAAGACAGCUUGGCUUGUAAAGUGUGCUCAAAAGAGUGUACAUCUCUCCAGGCUCUUAUAUCUCAUAUGAAAACUCAUACACAGAAAAAGAAAGUAAACAAAUGUAAUGUGUGCUCCAAAAUAUUUGCAAACAACAGGAACCUGAAAGUGCAUAUGAGAACUCAUACAGGAGAGAAACCAUUUGUUUGUGAGAACUGUGGAAGGAGUUUCAGCCACCGUAGCAAUAUGCAAACACACCAUGACACCUGUACUGGUCAGUUCAGUCAUAGAUGUCAGAUAUGUGGAAGAGGCUUUGCUUUGGAAUCUGUUUAUCGCAGACACCUGGCUGAACAUGAAGGGCAUUAUGCCCAUCACUGCUCUAUUUGUGGCAGAGGCUUUAGCAAAGCAUCUGGCCUUCAAGCUCACCUAGCCACACACAACAGUCAGAGACCUACUUAUUCAUGUCAGGUUUGUGGUCAGACUUUGUCAACACCAUCUAGCUAUGCUUCACACAUGGCCAGCCACACAGGUGAAGGUGGAGCAGUAUGCCCUGUGUGUGGCAAAACUCUGGCUAGGCGAGCUGAUCUUCAGGACCACCUGCAUCGUCAUACAGGAACCAAAACACACACCUGCUCCCUCUGCAGUGCAACCUUCUAUUAUCGCUCCAACCUCAAUCAUCAUGUAAGGACAACCCAUAGAUUGCUAAGGCCUCAUACCUGCACUUUCUGUGACAGAUCUUUUGCCUCAAGUUAUAAUUAUAAGUUGCACCUUCGCACACAUACAGGUGAAAGGCCCCAUCAGUGCAAGUCCUGUGGAAAGGCUUUUACUACUAAAGCUAAUUAUAAUCGGCACCUGAAGUGUCACAUGACCCAGGCAAUGGCUCCUCUUGGUGCUGAGACAGAAUGAGUGCCAUAUUAUUAUCUAGCUCUUAAAUUUUCUUGGUGAAUAUGUCUUUAAAAAAUGCAUUUGGCACAAAACUCUUCAUAAAUGCUACAAUGUUCUCAUAUCACAACACCUUUGGAAUAUUAUAAAUUUUCUUACUUUGAUAACAGAAAUAAAAACAAUAACCACACUACCUUUACAAAAUGUAUUUGUAGUAUGUAAUUUGAUAUAAUUACUUCAUACUGUAUGCUUAGUUAUUUCUUAGUCAUAUGUUAGCCAUCUGCUGUAUGCUUGGAUACAGUACAGCAUUUAAAGAUAUUGAACUUUGUUUUGUAUCCAUAAAUAUUGUACAUCUGUGAUACUAGUGGUAGGUAAAGCUCUGUUUUAAUGUUAUUUCAACUUGCUGUUAUUUUUAUUCUAGUACAUGAAGAUCCUUAAAUGUCAUGGAAUUGGUUGGAUAUUUGGGUUUCAAAUAUUUAUACAUUGGUUACAUUUGUCUUCCAUGAAUUACUAGUCAUGAAUAAAAUAUGGAAAUAUUGA